GCGAGGGGCGGGAAAAGGCCAUACGACGAAGUUUUUCCACUGGAAAACUACUGUCACGUAAAGGCAGUUCCAGCCCCAUUUGUCUCGCCAGCUGACAGAUCUGACGAAGUCAAGAGCGCCGUUAUUGCAUUGUGUCCACAUUCAGUCAUUGCAAAGCACAGCUUGCAGUUGAACAACGUUCAAGCUGGCAACCACAUCCCCGAAAUACUGGCACACUGCAAGAACAGUGCAGUUCUUCAGGAAGUGUGUGCAAGCAAAAACUCACCACAUGAACCAAAAGUGAUGGAAUUCUACCAGGAACAUGUCAUCAUUGAUGAAAUGACAGCAGCAACAUUCAUGAGUGACACCUUGCACAACAAGGUGCUGUGGUUAGAGCAGAGAAAAGUCCGGAUAACUGGUACAACAUGCUACCCUUUGUACACUUACAAGAAAGAAGACUGGAGAAAAAAGGUUCACACUACACUCCACGCCACGUUUACUGGCAAUCAAAACACCCAGUAUGGAAUUUCCAUGGAGGGCAAAGCACGCGAACUGUACAGACAACAAGGAAACAGUGAGACAGUGCUGUGUGGACUUGUGGUGCCUUCAAGCAAUCCGUGGCUCGGUUUCACGCCAGAUGGUAUUGUGUUCCAGAACGGCACACCAGAAAGGCUACUGGAGAUCAAGUGUCCUGUUAAAGGCAAAAAAGACACUGCCAAUGCUGUUGCUGCUGGUUGCAGUUUUCUCACGUGUGUUGAUGGCUCUUACAAGCUCAAGGAGAGACACACGUAUUAUGCACAAGUUCAGCUUGGCAUGGCUGUUUUAAAUGUUGCGAGCUGCGACUUUGUUGUAUAUUCAAGUUUCGACAACACCAUCUGUGUUGUGAAAGUCCCCUUCAACAGGGAUUUCUGCUUACGCAUGCUUCUUCACUUAAAGGCUAUAUAUUUUAAACACAUUGUGCCCAUUCUUUGUGACACUGAAGCGAACAAACAAAAGUGAUUGUGUGUGAAGCUCUUCCAUGUGUAAAGUCAGACAAAUGAAUAGAUCAUUU
Molecule: messenger RNA, 1030 nt
Organism: Ornithodoros turicata
Lineage: Eukaryota; Metazoa; Arthropoda; Arachnida; Ixodida; Argasidae
Exons: 3
Coding region: 283-978 (231 amino acids)
Source: RefSeq, a predicted model, not a curated record